Messenger RNA from Sorex fumeus (smoky shrew), 3823 nucleotides. It is a transcript of the gene STAT1, whose product is annotated as signal transducer and activator of transcription 1. Gene Ontology annotation, molecular function: DNA-binding transcription factor activity, RNA polymerase II-specific; RNA polymerase II cis-regulatory region sequence-specific DNA binding. Bases 255 to 2561 code for a protein of 768 amino acids. The transcript has 26 exons. Gene Ontology annotation, biological process: regulation of transcription by RNA polymerase II; defense response; cell surface receptor signaling pathway via JAK-STAT. NCBI's taxonomy places the organism in Eukaryota, Metazoa, Chordata, Mammalia, Eulipotyphla, Soricidae. The record is from RefSeq and is a predicted model, not a curated record.
CAGACACACCCGCGACCCGGUCGACGCCCACCGGACCCCAGGUUCCCCCAGAUCGCGCAGAGCGGGUGCGCGCGAGAGUCGCAGCAUCUCCGCGCUCACCGCUUCCCGGCCCAGCGCGCAGGAGUGCUGCGUAAAAGUUAGACGCUUGCACCCGGUGUAUGCAAAAACCCCAGACUUGAGCCCAGACGUGCUGUGUGUGGCUGCUGCGUGGGUCCAAUCCCCAGCCCCGUGUGAGGACCACCUGUGGGGGCAGGAUGUCUCAGUGGUCUGAACUCCAGCAGCUUGACUCCAAAUUCCUGGAGCUGGUUCAUCAACUCUAUGAUGACAGUUUUCCCAUGGAAAUUAGACAGUACCUGGCCCCAUGGCUAGAAAAGCAAGACUGGGAGCAUGCUGCCUAUGACGUUUCAUUUGCCACCAUCCUUUUUCAUGACCUCCUGUCACAGCUGGACGAUCAAUACAGCCGCUUUUCCUUGCAAAAUAAUUUUUUAUUGCAGCACAACAUAAGAAAAAGCAAGCGUAAUCUUCAGGAUAAUUUUCAGGAGGAUCCAAUACAGAUGUCCAUGAUUAUCUACAACUGCCUGAAGGAGGAAAGGAAAAUCCUGGAAAAUGCCCAGAGAUUCAAUCAGGCCCAGUCAGGCAGUGUUCAGAGCACGGUGAUGUUGGACAAACAGAAGGAGCUUGACUGCAAAGUCAGAAAUGUGAAGGACAAUGUUAUGUGUAUAGAGCAAGAUAUCAAGACCCUGGAAGACUUACAGGAUGAAUAUGACUUCAAAUACAAAACCUUUCAGAACAGAGAGAAUGAAACCAAUGGUGUAGCCACGAAUGAUCAGAAACAAGAAAAGCUGUUACUCCAGAAGAUGUUUUUAAUGCUUGACAAUAAGAGAAAGGAAGUAGUUCACAAAAUAAUCGACUUGUUGAAUGUCACUGAGCUGACCCAGAAAGCCCUGAUUAACGAUGAACUGGUGGAGUGGAAGCGGAGACAGCAGAGUGCCUGCAUUGGAGGCCCCCCCAAUGCCUGCCUCGAUCAGCUGCAGAACUGGUUCACCAUCGUUGCUGAGAGUCUGCAGCAGGUGCGUCAGCAGCUGAAGAAGCUGGAGGAGCUGGAGCAGAAGGUUCCCUACGACCAUGACCCGAUCACCAAGAACAAGUCGGUGCUGUGGGACCGCACUAUCAACCUCUUCCAGCAACUCAUUCAGAGCUCAUUUGUGGUGGAAAGACAGCCAUGCAUGCCAACUCACCCGCAGAGGCCAUUAGUCUUGAAGACAGGGGUGCAGUUCACAGUGAAGUUGAGAUUGUUGGUGAAAUUGCAGGAGCUGAAUUAUAACUUGAAAGUCAAAGUCUUAUUUGACAAAGAUGUGAAUGAGAAAAAUACAGUGAAAGGAUUCAGAAAGUUCAACAUCUUGGGCACACACACAAAGGUCAUGAACAUGGAAGAGUCCAUCAACGGAAGUCUGGCGGCAGAGUUUAGACACCUGCAACUGAAAGAACAGAAAAAUGCAGGCACCAGGACUAAUGAGGGUCCUCUCAUCGUCACCGAGGAGCUCCACUCCCUUAGUUUUGAGACUCAGUUGUGCCAGCCUGGUUUGGUCAUUGACCUCGAGACGACCUCUCUGCCUGUCGUGGUGAUCUCCAACGUCAGCCAGCUGCCCAGUGGCUGGGCCUCCAUCCUGUGGUACAACAUGCUGGUGGCGGAACCCAGGAAUCUCUCCUUCUUCCUGAACCCCCCGUGUGCACGCUGGGCUCAGCUGUCCGAGGUGCUCAGCUGGCAGUUUUCUUCUGUCACCAAGAGAGGGCUCAACGUCGACCAGCUAAACAUGCUGGGGGAGAAACUUCUGGGCCCUAAUGCCAGCCCGGAAGGUCUGAUUCCGUGGACAAGGUUCUGCAAGGAAAACAUCAACGAUAAAAACUUUUCUUUCUGGCUUUGGAUCGAAAGCAUCCUUGAACUCAUUAAGAAGCACCUGCUCUCGCUCUGGAACGAUGGGUGGAUCGUGGGCUUUAUCAGCAAGGAGGGCGAGCGCGCCCUGCUCAAGGACCAGCAGCCCGGGACCUUUCUGCUGCGCUUCAGCGAGAGCUGCCGGGAAGGGGCCAUCACCUUCACGUGGGUGGAGCGUUCGCAGAAUGGAGGCGAACCUUACUUCCAUGCUGUUGAACCCUACACGAAGAAAGAACUUUCUGCUGUUACUUUCCCUGAUAUUAUCCGCAAUUACAAAGUCAUGGCCGCCGAAAAUAUUCCGGAGAAUCCUCUGAAGUAUCUGUACCCAAACAUUGAUAAAGACCAUGCCUUUGGAAAGUAUUACUCCAGGCCAAAGGAAGCCCCAGAACCAAUGGAACUUGAUGGCCCUAAAGGAACAGGAUAUAUCAAGACCGAGUUGAUUUCUGUGUCUGAAGUUCACCCUUCUCGGCUUCAGAACACGGACAACCUUCUCCCCAUGUCUCCCGAGGAUUUUGACGAGGUGUCCCGGAUGGUAGGCAGGGUGGAGUUUGACAUGCCUGCCAUGCUGACAACAGAUGUGGGUGAUGGGAACCUUACCUGGUGGUGCUCAGAGAUGAGUGGAGUCUAGACCAGGAAUCUUCCUCAUCUUCUCGGCCAAAUUUCCCCUGUUCCCAUUUGUGAUUUCCUGCUACUCUGUUCCUUCACAUCCUGUGUUUCUAGGGAAAUGAAAGAAAUUCCAACAAAUUUGCUGCAAGCUGUGAUAGCAAGUGGAUUUUCCCCUAAUUCAGAAACUCUGAAGGGCUUCAUGCGUCUCAUUCAAGGUAAAAGUGGAAGCCUUCUCCACAGUGUGGGUUUUGCAAAUGCCCAAAGCACAAGAACUCUAGUGAGACUGCUUUGGGAAGGUGGAUAUUUAGCAGCGUCUAGAAAAUGCUGAGCAGAAGCUAGUGUCCACCAGUUAAAGGUGGUUGGAUAGGUCACAUGGUUAUUUAGGGAACUUUUUGAUGUAGGAACGACACAUUUCUGCUCAGGAGAUUUCUUGUUUUCUCUGCUUUAUGUGUGGCUAAAAGCUUCCCAGUGGCCCAUCAAUGAAAGAGUUCAGAACUAUACUGACUUUAUAGCUUCCUUCUAUCAAAUGUAGCUGUCCUGCAUCUGGGCAGCCGAUGAAAUUUGGCUUAUUUUAUUACAUGUUUCUAUUUAAAGCAAAAGGAAAAUUCUGUAUUUCUAGGAAGAAAAAGGUUGUCUGUUUAUAGUAGCUUGAGGAUACUGGCUAAUAUCAAGAGAAGGAAGUAAGUGUACUUCCAAAUAUAUGACUGUUGUUUAAACUUUAAUAUUCAGAGGUAAAUAUGUUCUAUUUAUCUUCUGCAUGGUCACCUGUAAAUGAAAUUGUCUUCAUGACUGUCAACAGUAUCUCUGGAAGCAAAUCCAGCUAUAUUCCCAGAGUUAAAAUUAUCCAUGGAUGUGGACAGUCAAAUUUCUUCUUGUUAAUUUGUCUUAUAAUUAUUAGCUAGUGUUCAGUUGCUCAGAAAGUUUUCAAAUUUAGAAAAAAUGUUCCCUGACAGAUCAUUUAAUCUGAAUAUUACAAAUAAUUUGAAAAUUUGUCCUGUGUAACUACACUGUGAAUUACGUGUUUUUCACUAAUGUGGUUUUCUGACAAAUACAAAUACACUUGAAAUGGUCCAUUUAUCUCUAUUGUGCCUUUUCUAAACUUCAUUUUGACUGCUUUUUGAGAAGUGUAUUGUGUUACUAACCUUCAGACACAUUAAAAAGUGGUUUAGGAGGACAUGUUUGAAAGAUUCUUCCAUAUAAUUUUCAUAAACUGUUGUGUAUCUGUGUCUUACUUUUUGACUAUCACUACCACAAUUAUAUUAUUAGAAAAGCGCCUUGUUUUUC